CUCAAAGCAAACCGGACGUGUAAAUGGAGUGCUGUGAAGUGUGAUUACAUUUUUUUUAAUUUGAUUCAUAUCUUCCUUUUCUCGCUGCAACUCCAAAAACUGUAUUGAGUAUUGGUGUGUGCGCGCGAGCGAACGAGCGGCUGUCGAGUGUGUUUGUGUCUGUACGGUAUACUGUAAACUGUGGAAUACUGUAUCUAAUCCGGGAGGUAUUACGGAAAUUUCCCCUCGCACCGAAUGAAAUUAAUAGCGAGUCACGAAAGAGCGCUGUCAUAAAUAUGGAUAACUACGUCAAGAAUUUGCUGAACGGAUGGAAUAUGCCGGAGUUGAUCAAAGUUUUUCAAGAGGAGGAAAUCGAUGAAAGCGCGUUCAAAUGUUUGAAAUACGACAUGAUUAAGGAGAUAAUCCCGAGGGUUGGAAAAAGGGCCAAGUUCGUCCAGAAGUACGAGGAAUACAAAGAGAAUCUAACGGAACGGCCGGCAUUUGGCGAGCUGCAGCUGGAUGAGAAGGACCAGCUCUCCAAGGCGUCAUCCCAGAAGCCAAUCGCGAUCAACUGGCCCCGCAUCGAACGGGUGUGUGGACCGAUACCGAUCUACCUCAAGAAUCUGCUGAAAAUGUGCGGUUACGAGCAGGAGAGCAGCCUUCGGAAUCUGAACGACGAUGACUUCGUCGACAUGGAACGCUUCGCCCGGGAGGAGCUAAUUCAUCUGGUACCUUCGACGCAGUUCUAUUUCCACAUCUUCUGCAACGAUCCAGCCCGGGAGUUCCGGCUUGUGCCCGGUCACCGGAAGCUGCUGAUGCAAAUGAGUGCCUACCUGAACUACACUAAUGCGGCUAGCGAAAUGCAACGGUUGGAACCGGUUAUGAACAACAGAAUGGAGCGACCACAGGUCGAGCGUGUUGAACGGGUCGAGCGAGUUGAGAGGGUUGAACGGCCGCCGCCGGAACGUGUCACCGAUAUUAGUCUGGUACGGGAACUGCGAGAGCAGCGAGCUUUGAUGCAGCAAUUGCAGCUGCAACAGCACCAGCAGCAACAAGAGCUUGCAAACCAACCACCGGAGAUCUUACAGGACCACAUACCUGAUGUGAAAACCAUUUCCACCAAGAACCCGCCUUUUGCCUUUGAGCAAGCUACCGUCUAUCCACCACUCAGCGACGAGGCUCGGGUCAGGAAAAUCCAAAACAUCAUCAUCAAAUUGAUCGAAAUGUGGAGUGACAAACAACCGAUUAAACUGCAGCUAACGGACGAGAUGAUCAACGUGACGUACGAACUGAACGGCUACAAUGCCUUUAUAAAGUGCCCGAUGUGUGCAGUUCAAAUCAAGGUGUCCAAGCUGCCUACCAAGAAGGGCGAUCGGUUCGUGAUCUCAAACUUUUCGAAACACGUAAUCAAAAUGCACUUCUCGCAUCAGCAGCAGCAGCAACUGUCGCAGUCUCAGCAGCAACAGCUGAACGACAGCAGUCGAUCCAGUUUGGAUAAUUCGACUUUUUACGGCGGAGAGAACUCCGACAGUAACAACUAUCCGUACGAGGAGUUUUCUAUAAAACGAGCGAGAAUGGAUGAGGAAGAGGAAGAGGAACCGGACAUUCUGCCCCAGAUGCUGCAUCCGUAUGUUAGCAUCAAAGAUGAAGUGAUAGAUUUGGAUGCGUAGUUUUCUUGCUCUCUUUUAUUUAGGUUGAUAGGUUCAAAUUGUACUCGGUAUACUGGAAAUAGCUAAAUAGACGGAGAUAUGCAACACAGAACUCACUAGAUUAAGUUCAAGUAUUUAAACUAAUUUACACAAGACGAUUAGAGUUUAGAGGAGUUUCCGUUAUUGGCGUAAUUUAGGUAACGCAUCAUGGAGUAUAAAAAGACUUUUUGCUUUUUGUUUAGUUUAUUUUAGUAGUUUAGGCUAUGAUGUGUAUAUAGGCUGAUAGAUUUAUAGUGAUGAACAGCAUUACACAAUUAUUCAAUUCCAUUUUAUCAUCUUCCAGAACCAAUAAAAUUCGCACCCUUUCGAAGAGUA
Molecule: messenger RNA, 2003 nt
Organism: Topomyia yanbarensis
Lineage: Eukaryota; Metazoa; Arthropoda; Insecta; Diptera; Culicidae
Exons: 3
Coding region: 276-1649 (457 amino acids)
Source: RefSeq, a predicted model, not a curated record